AUGGGCGCUCAAACACGUUCAACAGCACUGAAUAACAUGCAAGCAGCUUUACCUCUCCACGACGUCCAAAUCUUCAGCACAGCACUAGACUUCCUCGUAGCGGUAUUGGGUCACCUGAUGUUGACAGCUUUGCGUCAUGUUGUCCACUUGCAAUCACAACUUACACUUCUAGAAAGAGAGCUUGUCCGUCGGCGCGCAUUCGACACCGGCUUACGCUUCAUACGAUACAGUCAUACAAGUGAUCGAGACAAGAGGCAGUCGUCGAGCUUUGAAGAAGCCUUUGAAAGUCUGCGUGCAGAACUUGUUACCUUCUACCGUUCUUGCGGAGAUCAUGCCGAAGCCAAUUAUAUAAGCACGUCCACCCUCAAGGUACAACCAUAUCUGACUGGCUUCAGCUUCGACAUGCUCACCAGGCUCUCUGCAGAGCUUUGCAACGUGCUACAGUAUGCCUUCAAAGAUAUUAACCCCAAAUAUCAAGACGUGCUGGAUCCGAAGAAAUGCGUUCGUAUAGACACAUCACAUCUCGCCAUAUUGGGUGGAAGAAUGAACAACACAAUUGAACCUGAAAAGUGUGGCAUCAGCAUGCAACCAGAUAUCACUGGUCGCAACGAGCUUCACCUGGCGGUAGAAACAGGCGAUCUGUGCUAUCUGGAGUGGACGUUAAACAACAAACAGCGAGACACCAGCUUCGAUCUUGAGCAAAGAGACACCCUUGGUUUCACACCACUGAUGAUCGCUGCUUAUGUAGGAUGCCUCGAGAUCUUUCGCCUCCUACUGCGCGAAGGCGCAAACGUACGUGCACAGCUUGCAACAGGAAGAAGUAUCCUAAGCCUCGCAAGCUUGGCGGGAAACGAAGACAUUGUUGCUGAGUUACUUGCAUAUGGAGUCAAAGUUCAAGAUUGCAUCGGGUUCUGUUCCCCCAUACACGAUGCGGCCGCAACUGGACGUUCAGAAGCAGUGGUAAAAUUAUUGCUAACUCAUAAGGCUGAACCACGAGACGAAAGAGCCGAGCACGGCAAUCGAUCUGCGUCGCAAAUUGCCUUUGCAAACAACCACCACAAUAUAGGAAUCAUACUACUAGAGGCAGAGAAAGCACUCGAAAGAAAACUACCUACCAGGGAUCCGCAUGGCCACACAAUCGAGUCACUGAAGCGCCUGAUCGACCGAGAGAUGGCUCGUUCGAACAGCCCCGAAUCUCCUGCUGCAAGCCGUAUGGGAAGAACUUCGAGCCCCGAUAGUGAACGCACCCGUAAGAGACAUAAAAGUAUCAACUCGGACUGGCAAGUGAGUGCAGCAAUUGCAAGCUCCACAUCCUCUACACCGCAUGCACACACUACUGUGGCACCCAGUCCCCUUGGCCAGACCAUUGUCGGAUCAUAUAGUGUAAGGACCUUCUCCAACCUGGAAUCGGAUAUUGUUGGGUUGCCUAUGGAUGACUACAUAAUAAGUCCUCACGAUACCGAGUACGACGCCAUGUUCGAUAUGCCUUAA
Messenger RNA from Lithohypha guttulata, 1491 nucleotides. RefSeq names its product Ankyrin repeat domain-containing protein 55 (gene ANKRD55). Bases 1 to 1491 code for a protein of 496 amino acids. The transcript is spliced from 2 exons. NCBI's taxonomy places the organism in Eukaryota, Fungi, Ascomycota, Eurotiomycetes, Chaetothyriales, Trichomeriaceae. The record is from RefSeq and is a predicted model, not a curated record. Gene Ontology annotation, molecular function: protein binding.